AUGGGAGCCGUGGCAAUGGAGAAACCAACUUCGCUGGAUCGCCUCAAGGCGCUGGACAAGCUAUCUACACUUCCCCUACAGCUAGAAGAAGCACAGCAACUAUGCAACCACCCUUCUCGAGCCGAAAUGAUACUGCGCUGGCUGGUGAACAAGUUGAAAAGCUCACAGGAAGCACGAACCGAUGCUGGAUCUUGGGACUUACUCUCAUUGUGCCUGCGUUUACUACCAACACAGAAGAUCGCAUCAGUCCUUGGCCCUGGACCUUUUCAGGAAUUCUUACAGCUAACAUGUGUGGAAAGAGGCCUCCCGGAACGGACUCUACAGGCCGUGGCGGCUACAUGGGGCCUACUGUCACAGAAGGGCCAAGCGUUGUCUGGCGCUGCAAUCAGAGCACUCUUGAAGACGGAUGGCGCUGCUGCAGCGAGAGUCUCCGGUCAUUGGUAUCAGCACGUCUAUGCAAUUCUGCAAAUCGAAGACUCUGCUUCCCGCACAGGCACUGCAAUUUCUCUGUUGGAAAUUGGGCUGCAGCUCUGGGAAUUGCGUAGGCGCUCACAGUCUGACGAUGCCGCCUUCUCAGAGCAUUGUUUGCUGCCUGCAUGCCAGUUGGUCGUCCUUCUCAGAAAGAACAUACCUGCUGGAGCGAAGCGCAAACGAGCUAAAGAUGCUCUUGAAUCGUCCAUCAAUCCUUUGCGCUCCCUGGAAUCGAUAAUUGCCCAGCAUAGUGUACUGCCCGCUCGCGCAGUAUUCACAAGCACGCGUCAAAAGCAAGACGGGCACAAGAAGCGACCUGCAUUGGGCAAGACUGAGCAGUCAUUAGAACACGUCCUCGAGCCAUUCAAAGACUCCUCGGUAAAUUGCUACGAGAUAGCACCAGUCUUCAUGGAUAUUGCGUUGUGCGCCGUCUCCACUCCAACUCCUGGACUACGCAGCCGCGAAGCGCCCUGGGUCGAGACUUUGUUUGAUGCCUUGCUCAAUCUGUUGGACAGUGACAGCAAAGAGCAAAAAUCUGCGACCAUUGCGGAAAUGCUUCGUUAUAUUCGCUUGCGCAAAAUGCCGUUGUCAACGCAGAAACUGGCGAACUUAGCAGCAAGUGUACUUGCUGAUGCAUCUGGACACAAAGAUUCUGGACGCACCUUGAUCGCCGAGAUUGUGGCCUUCAACGCUGGUGCUCUCACCGAAGCCUCUAUCGCUCGAAAACUGUUCACGGCUAUUGCGACGUGGCAAGCGUCUAACUCGACAGCUGAUACAGUAAUCAUCAGAGAUCGUAUCGUCAACCCAAUUAUCGAGGCGUUCACCCAGAAACAACAGAUGUCAGAACUUCUCGAGCUAUGGCAUCAACAGCUGGUCGAAACCAAGGACCACGAAUCUGCUGGAAUCUGGCAUAUCAUCGUACCACAGAUGAGUGAAGCAUUAGCAUCGCCUACCGCUAAUGAUGUAGCGAUGUCGGCUCUUGCUCGCUACUCAACACUACUCCAACAAGUGGCCGAUGCACAAGAAAGCCUGAAUGGAGAGAAUGUGGCCAGCCGACUCCGUUCUGACCUCGUUCUUCUUCGAGCGAUUCUACAGGGACUGCGAAAGAACAGCCACUUGGUUGAAGUGCAGCAAGAACUUGACGCAACCCGCGUGAGACUAGGGACCUUGGUCAAAACCAACAAAAAGCAAAUAUCUGCUCCUUGUCUCAACGAGGUCUGGCAGCUUUCCGCACUAGUCCUCGAGCUCUGGUCCCCCUCAUAUAUUGCUGCUCAGCAUGAUCAAUCCGCGGUGAAGGAUGUCCUGGAGAAUCUGGUGGCGAAUGACCUGUUCGAGACAGCAGUCGAGGAUUGCCAGAGCACAUCGAAUUCCAGCUCCGCGGCACAAGUCUUGAUUGGUACGGUCUGCGCUCUUGCCCAACCAUACGACAUGAGCAAACAGUGCACAAAGGCAUUGAAGCGGGCUGUCGAAGCACUUUGCGAGCGUCCGUCUACGAUGGUGAACUUUCCUCAAUUGAUCACUGGACUGUCGUCGAAGCAAAUUGGGACUGUGUUACAAACAGCGCUCGCUGCGCAAAACGAAGGCGCUCAACGCCUGCUGUCUCAACUCUCGGCUAGCUUGCCACAUUCCGAGAACUUCAGCGCCAUCCUUGCGGACUUGCCCAUUCACCAAGUCGUGGCAUUCUCGCCGUCAUCUUUGACUCCAGCCCAACGUACCAAGGUGAUUACAAGGCUCCUUGAUGAGGCUCACGACCAUGAUAAUGAAGUCUCGCCAGCAUCUCGUUUGGCCCUCAUCGUGGAAUUACUGGCAUAUCCGGUCGAAGCUUUGAGCGUGACAACUGCAACUUCAAAGCUGUCUGGUUACGUGCGUCGCUCGUUGGCUGCAAACGUCCUUGGAGAUAGCGAGACCUUUGCUCGGGCUCUUGCUCUCGUGCAACCGAGCAUGCGAGCGAUAUUUCAAACGAUGUCCACGAAAACGAGUAGAGACUAUCAAGAACUAUCUGCUGUUGCAGUGGAAACCAUUGGUCUCCUGGAGAAAGCGUCGCCGGAAACGGAACCCGCUUCGAGUCCAGCAAUGCUUGCGGUAUCCGUGCUCAUCGCUCUGAUCGAAGAAUCGGCCGAUGAUGCCUCCACUUAUGCACAUAGGAACAAACGUCUCGUGAAUACACUCAUGGACGCUCUGAUCACAUCAUUGGAAGACUUCACAUCAACGCUCGACCGCGACUUCAACUCCGAACUCUUCUCGGCGACCGCAGAGGGACUUCUCGUUCUCCCGGAAUCUGUGCUGAGCCUGAGUGGUAGCAAGAGCAAGAAGUUUGCGUCAAGAAUCGUUGCGUCUGCCGAAGGAGUCCUGCGAGCAGAGUCCAGGUGCCCGCAUCAUGUCUUGGUGGCGAGCUUCAGACUGCUCUGCAAAUAUGAUCCUGCCUCUGAGACUACGACAAGAGCCAGUAGCAUCUUGUCGAGAAAUCUCGAUGCUAGGAGCUCGGGGGCGAUACUUCGAAUUUACGAGGAAGCACUCGACACCAAGUUUGGGCCAGACGAAAUCUCAAAAAUUAUCGCCUCAGGACCACCUCAAAAUUAUGCCAUAGCGCAGUUGCACCUCCGCGCAGUCCGAAAAGUUCGUGGAGAAAUGUUUGAAUCAACAACGAACCUCUCCACGAACGAUGUAUGGCAUUAUCUGCUUCGAACGCUCCUCGAAGCGCAGGACUUUCGUGUCCGCGGAGAAACUCUGCAAACAAUCUCUGUGCUUCUCAAAGCCAGAGGCUUCGUACUCAAUCAGUACAGCCUAGAGCAGACACUCCAGUCGCUCCACAGUUUGUUGACAACAGGAAGUCACAUUGAGUCGUUCUUUCCGAAAGUGUGCAAGAUCCUCAAAGUGCUCAUCAACCAAUAUCGGACUAAACUGCAAGGCCGCUUCCAUCUGGUCACCCUUGUCUUCCAAGCAUUACUUUCCGGCCUCUUGAAUGACACCUCCUUAGCUUCCGCGCGCUUGCAGGACUAUCACGGUCGACUCGUCGCCAAACUUCUGGAGCUCUUCUGCAAACCCAUCUGGGUACGUAGCACUGCGACAAACCUCGUCGAUGCAUCACGAGAGGCACAGAAAUAUGCCGGUCAAUUCGUCCAGCACAUUCUACACCAUUACUGUGCGUUGGUCCUCUCUUCAACGCCGGCCGAAGGAGUUAGAUUGGCAGUCAGACCGGGCAUUUUCGCCAUCAUCGAGGCCAUGGAAGCUUAUGAUGAAGCGAGUGUCAGAUCAUUGAGCGCGGCCAUGAACAGCAACGAGCGGGCAAUCUUGCGCAUGGUGGUACAGGAUUGGCGACAAUUUGGAAAGUGGGAAGGGUCUUAGAGAAAAGAUGAAAGCUCAGCAGAAGUCAUCGGCAUACUAGACAAGUGACUGCUAUAAUACGAGACCGUACGGAGUGCAGGUCAAUUGAACAAUUGAAAACUCCCCAUCAUCACCGCC
This is a messenger RNA of Cercospora beticola, 3933 nucleotides long. Its product is annotated as Urb2 domain-containing protein. The record is from RefSeq and is a predicted model, not a curated record. Lineage: Eukaryota; Fungi; Ascomycota; Dothideomycetes; Mycosphaerellales; Mycosphaerellaceae.